Aspergillus saccharolyticus JOP 1030-1 is the source of this 1176-nucleotide messenger RNA. Its product is annotated as GAT-like domain-containing protein. The record is from RefSeq and is a predicted model, not a curated record. Gene Ontology annotation, cellular component: actin cortical patch. The coding region runs from base 1 to 1176 and encodes 391 amino acids. NCBI's taxonomy places the organism in Eukaryota, Fungi, Ascomycota, Eurotiomycetes, Eurotiales, Aspergillaceae. Gene Ontology annotation, biological process: actin cortical patch localization; endocytosis; actin filament organization. The transcript is spliced from 5 exons. Gene Ontology annotation, molecular function: phosphatidylinositol binding; ubiquitin binding.
AUGAAGCGCAUCUUCAACUCGUUCAGCAAGCGGACUAGUCCGACGCGCUCCAGUCCUCCACCAGCUUAUCCUGAUGACUCGCCGGAGGGCAUCCUUCUUCGAGAGAUUGUUUGUUCCUUCCACCGUGGUUCUUUCGGGAACGAGUACGUUCAUCUGCCGGGCAUUGUCGAAAAUGCCGAGUCCAGCCCCAACGCAGCCCGCGAAGCCGCCGUGUUCAUCCGCAAGAUCCUCUCGGAGCCGUCGAAGCACCCUACGCAUGUACAGUACAAUGCGAUCAUGCUCAUCCGUAUCCUUGCCGACCAUCCCGGUCAUGUAUUUUCGCGCAACCUCGAUGCCAAGUUUGUCGCGACAGUGAAGGACCUGUACCGACAGGGGAGGGAUCACCGCGUCCACAGCUUCUUGAGGGACACCCUGGAUGGCUUGGAGGUGCAGCGAGCGGGGGAUGAGGAUCUCAGGCUUCUCCUGGAAAUGUGGAACACGGAGAAGGAAAAGAGCAAUGGUGGUCGGCCUAACGGGUUACGUGUGAUGCGGGCGCCUCUGCUGUAUUCUUCUCCCUUGGGAAAUCAGAACACUCUACCACAGCCCGAAGAGCUUGCUGAGCGUAUCUCCGAGGCGAAGACCUCGGCGAACUUGCUCACGCAGUUCGUCCAAUCCACCCCGGUCACGGAGUUACUCGAGAACGAGCUCAUCCGCGAAUUCUCCGACCGAUGUCGCACUGCGUCUGGUGUGAUCCAGAACUAUAUUAAUGCGACAAAUCCGGCUCCCGAUGAGGAUACUUUGUUGACGCUCAUUCAAACCAAUGACGAAAUCACUGUGGCGCUGUCGAAUCAUCAGCAUGCCCUCCUUCGGGCGCGUAGAACCCUAGGCCAAAGCGGUAGCCAGUCUCCAGCAACAUCGUCCAACAACGAGCCUGCAGCCUCAGGCGCUGUGCAAUCGCACGCAGCACCUUCACUACCACCUCGGGAGCCACAACGUACUGGGCCGGGUCCCUCGGGGGCAUACAGUAACAACAACAAUGACGGCUGGAACGAGCAGCAAUCGGGCGGUUACGAGGAACAAAAUCCGUUUGCAGAUCGCCAUGACACAAGCACUGCCGGCCCUUCGACGUACGGCGAGCCGAGGGCAGACGGGCCGAGCAGUGACUGGUGGACACAGGCGCAACGACAGCAUUCAUAA